AUGGAACAAAACGACAGCACCGGUGUCCCUCAUGACUACGAUCUAUCAACACCUAUAUCCUCCACCUCAGGCCUCCGACAAGGCUUAACGUUAUACGGCGAUGCUCACUUUUCCCUCUUCUUGAGAAAGGUAUUUGUCAAGGCACUAGGGUACUCCGAAGACGCCCUUUCCAGACCUAUAAUUGGAAUUAUCAACACCUACUCCGGUUACAAUCCCUGCCACGGGAAUGUACCGCAGCUUAUAGAAGCGGCGAAACGCGGUAUCCACCUCAAUGGCGGCCUUGCAGUUGAAUUUCCAACCAUAAGUGUACAUGAGUCAUUUUCGUAUCCGACAAGUAUGUUUCUAAGGAAUCUGAUGAGUAUGGAUACGGAGGAAAUGAUCCGUGCUCAGCCUAUGGAUGCGUGUGUCAUGAUAGGAGGAUGCGACAAGACUGUUCCAGCACAAUUGAUGGGCGGUAUAUCUGCAAACAAGCCUGUCCUUCCGUUAAUUACCGGUCCGAUGAUGCCUGGGAGUCAUCGCGGUAAGAGGAUAGGUGCCUGUACGGAUUGCCGGAAUAACUGGGCAGCUUUUCGUGCUGAAGAAAUAGAUAUUGAGGAGAUCUCGGAAAUUAAUGAGGAACUUGCUCCGACGAUUGGAACCUGUGGCGUUAUGGGCACUGCUAGCACAAUAGCGUGCAUUACUGCUGCUCUUGGUAUGAUGCCUCUGCGCGGAGCUUCCGCGCCAGCAGUUUCGUCUGCAAGAGCUCGAGUUGCCGAAGAAACCGGAGCAAAUGCUGUACUGACAGCGCGCAAAAAGCGGAAGCCGCAAGACAUACUAUCAAAGGAGUCGUUCCUAAACGCCAUCACCGUCCUGCAAGCGAUUGGUGGCUCAACAAAUGCAGUAGUUCACCUGAUGGCCAUCGCAAAUCGGCAUCCAAAAUUGCAAGGCGUGAUUACCUUGCAAACUUUUGAAGAGGUCGGGCGCAAUACACCACUACUGGUGGACCUCAAGCCCAGUGGCGAUAACUACAUGACUGAUUUCCAUAAUGCCGGGGGGAUGUUAGCGUUGCUACAUACCCUACGGCCCCUCCUUCAUCUAUCUGCCAUGACAAUCACGGGCCAAACAUUGGGCGAAGUUCUUGAUACGUCACCAUUCCGUGAAUUUCCCCUUUCUCGACAAAUUAUCAGAUCACUAUCAAACCCCCUCUAUCCUUCGUCAUCGCUGAUAGUCCUCCACGGAAAUAUAGCACCGAAUGGUGCAAUAAUGAAAGCCUCGGCCUCAAAGGACCGCAAUCUCCUCUCCCACGCCGGACCAGCAGUUGUUUUCGACAAUUCCGCUGACCUCGCCAAGCGCAUCGAUGACCCAGGCCUCGAGGUCGCGGCAAAUUCAAUCCUUGUUCUUAAGAACAUAGGGCCAAUCGGGAAUCCCGGGAUGCCAGAAGCCGGCCUUCUUCCUAUUCCGCGUAAGCUUGCAGCCGCAGGUGUAAAGGAUAUGCUUCGGAUCUCAGACGGCCGCAUGUCUGGUACGGCGGGCGGGACAAUUAUUUUGCACAUCUCCCCAGAAUCAGCAGUCCCAGAUUCGCCAUUUGGUAUAGUCCAAACGGGUGACCUUAUCAGUUGUGAUGUGGAGAGUAGAAAGCUACAACUGGAAAUAUCAGCCGAAGAAAUGGACGCGAGGAUUGAGGCUCGAAGAUCGGCGUUCGAGAUGGAGAAGAAACCAAGGCAGAGGGGGUAUCGCGGGUUGUACGAGCGGUCCGUUAACCAAGCGCAGGAUGGCGCGGAUUUCGAUUUUCUUACAGCGGACGGGGGAUCAAGAGAUUGA
Aspergillus versicolor CBS 583.65 is the source of this 1800-nucleotide messenger RNA. It is a transcript of the gene ilv3C, whose product is annotated as putative dihydroxy-acid dehydratase. NCBI's taxonomy places the organism in Eukaryota, Fungi, Ascomycota, Eurotiomycetes, Eurotiales, Aspergillaceae. The transcript has 3 exons. The coding region runs from base 1 to 1800 and encodes 599 amino acids. Gene Ontology annotation, molecular function: hydro-lyase activity. The record is from RefSeq and is a predicted model, not a curated record.